This is a messenger RNA of Aaosphaeria arxii CBS 175.79, 1178 nucleotides long. Its product is annotated as NAD(P)-binding protein. The coding region runs from base 151 to 1140 and encodes 329 amino acids. The transcript is spliced from 3 exons. Gene Ontology annotation, molecular function: oxidoreductase activity, acting on the CH-OH group of donors, NAD or NADP as acceptor. The record is from RefSeq and is a predicted model, not a curated record. Lineage: Eukaryota; Fungi; Ascomycota; Dothideomycetes; Pleosporales.
AGAAGGACGUAUAUAUAGUAAGUGGCUCUUCACUUCUUGGACCAAACCCAGAAUCAUCACUUCAACAACUUUUCAACACCACUGAACCUCACUUCAACAUCUGAUCCUUUCGAACAUCUCACCAAACACACUCCUGCAAGCAAAGACAUCAUGCCUUCAGGAACUGUUCUUUUGACCGGAGCCUCUGGCUUCCUAGGAUCACACAUUGCCGAACAACUUGUCGUCGCAGGAUACACCGUCCGCGCGACAUUCAGAACUGAGGAAAAAAGCAAGCGAUUCCGAUCAUUCUUCAAAGACGCCCCCGUCGAAACAGUCGUGGUACCCGACAUCACCGCUCCCAACGCGUACAAAGAUGCCUCGCAGGGCGUCGACUACGUGAUCCACUCUGCGUCCCCUUUCACUUUCAAAAUCCAGGACAUCCAGAAAGAUCUCAUCGACCCCGCGUUGCAGGGCACAAGAGGUGUCCUAGAUCUGGCCAAGGCAUCUCCCACCCUGAAACGAGUCGUCAUCACUUCGUCCUUCGCAGCCGUCAUCGACCCCUUCCAGGCCCCACGAAAAGGAUACAUAUAUUCUGAGAAGGACUUCAACCCCGUGACCCACGAGCAAGGCCUCACAAACAACUUCCUAGGCUACCAAGCCAGCAAGACGCUCGCCGAGCGAGCAGCAUGGGACUUCAUCCAGUCCCUUGAGAUGAAAGACCGACAGACGUCCCUCGUCACCAUCUGCCCUCCCAUGAUCUUUGGCCCGGCCCACCCCUCCUCCGGCAUCUCCCGCGACUCCCCCAACGAGUCGUCUGCCCAGAUCCUCAACGCCAUCCAGGGCCCCGAGGCACCCCCCACCCGGAUGCCCGCCUUUGUAGACGUGCGGGACGUAGCCGCCGCGCACGUCGCCGCCCUCGACGAGACCAAGGUCGCGAGCGGGCGCAGCGAGAGGUUCCUGGUGUGCGGAGGAAACUUCACAUGGGACGCCGUGAGGAACAUAUACAACGGAAAGGACCCCAAGGACGCGAACUGGGACGACUCCACCAAUUCGUAUUCCGCGGACGUCAGCAAGGUGGAGACGGUAUUGGGAUCGAAGUGGACUUCGCUGGAGGAUUGUAUCAAUGACAGUCUGGCGGCUCUUGGUGCCCAGAAGGCGUAGAGUCUGUGGAAGUUAACCAUGUUGACGUUUAGUACGUG